Messenger RNA from Nicotiana attenuata, 1605 nucleotides. RefSeq names its product caffeoylshikimate esterase. Gene Ontology annotation, cellular component: membrane. The coding region runs from base 205 to 1326 and encodes 373 amino acids. Lineage: Eukaryota; Viridiplantae; Streptophyta; Magnoliopsida; Solanales; Solanaceae. The transcript has 9 exons. Gene Ontology annotation, molecular function: lipase activity. The record is from RefSeq and is a predicted model, not a curated record.
GAAAUUAGAUCACCUUUCAGCCAUUGAUUACAAAAUCCAAUUCUUUACCAAAAAUCCUCAAGACAGCAUCAGUCUCAGAUUCCACCACUCCUCUCUCAAUUUGUCAAUUUACAAAGGAAAAGACUACAAUUUAAAUUAAAAAAAAAAAAUCCUACUAACAACCUUAUUAAUAUUAAUAAUUCUAUUGAUUACUAUAUUAAUGUCAUGGCCUUGAAGCCUGGGAAGUUUUUUAGGAGGCAUUCAAUAGAUGCAUUCAGAACGAAGAAAGCCAAUUCAGUGAGGAGUGAGAAAGCAGUGAUGGGGAAGCGAGUGAAGUUUCAAGGUAUAAGUGAGGAAUUGCAGAGGAUAAUAGAUGCUAAUAUGGACAACGUAGAUGCCAGGCGUCGUGCUAGGGAUGCUUUUAAGGAUGUUCAGUUGUCAAUUGAUCAUUGCCUGUUCAAGAUGCCGCAUGCUGGAGUGAAGAUGAAGGAGUCAUAUGAGGUUAAUUCUCGAGGACUGGAAAUCUACUCCAAAAGUUGGCUUCCAGAGACAAGUCCCCCAAAAGCUAUGGUAUACUUUUGUCAUGGUUAUGGUGAUACAUGCACAUUUUUUGUUGAAGGCAUUGCAAGAAAAUUAGCAUCGUCUGGUUAUGGAGUAUUUGCCAUGGAUUAUCCUGGAUUUGGUCUUUCAGAAGGUCUUCAUGGCUACAUACCAAGUUUUGACAAGUUAGUUGAUGAUGUCAUCGAGCGUUACUCAAAAGUUAAAGAAAACGCAGAGAUAUGUAACCUGCCAAGUUUUCUAUUUGGGCAAUCAAUGGGUGGAGCAGUAGCUCUGAAGGUGCACCUGAAGCAGCCCGAUGCAUGGAAUGGCGCUGUUCUUGUUGCACCUAUGUGCAAACUUGCAGAUGACAUGGUUCCACCAUGGUUAGUAACACAGAUUCUAAUCGGUAUAGCAAAAUUUCUUCCAAAGCAAAAGCUAGUUCCGCAACAGGACUUAGCGGAGUUAGCAUUCCGAGAUGUGAAGAAGAGAGAACAGGCCGCCUAUAAUGUCAUUGCUUACAAGCAUAAACCCCGUUUACGAACUGCAGUGGAGUUACUGCAUACCACCCAAGAGAUAGAGAAACAACUAGAUAAGGUCUCUCUGCCAUUGCUAAUCUUGCAUGGAAAGAAUGAUACUGUUACUGAUCCAUCCAUCAGCAAAGCGUUGUACGAGAAGGCAAGUAGUUCGCACAAGAAACUGACCCUUUAUGAGGAUGCUUAUCAUUCUUUACUAGAGGGCGAGCCCGAUGAGAUGAUAUUUCGAGUUCUUAAUGACAUAAUCUCUUGGCUGGAUGACCAUACUUCCUAAGUUAGUUCUCCAAUUUUUGUUCUCUCUAUAUUUUUGUUCUGUCCAUUAUUUUUAUGGUAUAGGGAAACAAGGGGGAAGAGCUGAAACAAUAAACUACAUUUAUCCAUUAUGAUUUACAUGGUAGGGUGAAUACAUUGUCAACAUACAAAGAGAAACAUGAUCUAUUGAUAUACUGAGAUUAAUGCCCCUCCUCUCCCUGGAUUUUUUAUUUUAAAGAACCAAUAUUGAAGAUUUGAAUGUUUUAUAUGAAAUAAAAAGCAAUGCAUCUUUUAGAGAGUA